UUCCGCAUAUGCGGUAUAUCGCUUACGGAGAGCAUAGCACUAUUUGACUGCGUCGUCAUGUCUCACAGCACUUAUAAUAAAGUGUGGGCUGAAGCCCAGAAGGAGCUGGAAGACAACUUGCUACCUGAGGAACUGUCAGCCCAGGUGCUGCGGCCUGAGAAAGACCGGGUGGUGUUUGUCCAGCGCUUGGCCACUCUCUUCGUGGGCUACGUGCAGGUCUUUCGGCAGCUAGAGGAAGCCUAUGACCAGGUGGUGCACCCCCAGAAGAGGCGACUCAUCCGGGAGGUGCUGGAUGGCGUCAUGGGCCGUUUAAUAGAGCUGAAGUCUGAGAUGGUAGAGAAGGAGUUGUCCGAGUACCAUUACAUGGAUGAUGUUAUUCAAGACCUGAAUUUGACACCGAUGGACAUCGAGAUCCCAGUUCCACAGUAUUUCCUCAGUGAACGGAGGAAGGUGCUGCAAGAGAGAAGGGAAAUGCUGUCUUCUAUUCUAAGCACCAUGGGAGUGGAGGAGAGACCCAAAGUUGAUGUACAGCCAGUGACAGCACGUGUUCUGAAUAUUGAAGAGGCCAUCAAAAUUAUCCAGGUGACGGAGAGGGCGCGGCAGGGCCGCUUACGGGCUAAAUUCAUGAGGGAGAUCCAGCAGGCUGAAGAGAGACAGAAGAGGGCCAAGGACGUGGACAGAGGACCAGCCGCGCUUAACCAAGCAGCAGUGCGCAUCCAAAAGGUUUGGAGAGGUUUUCAGCAGAGAACAAAAACUAGGAAGGAAAGAGAUGAAGAGAUGAUCUUCCUAGGAAUGGUCCUGGACCCGGACCAUUCCCAGCCAUGCUCAUCCAUCCUUGUUGCCAAGGCAAAUCAGGCCAAGAGAAGGGGGAAGCAAGAGGAAUAUGAGGAGGACUUCCAGAAGUCAUUUAUAUCAGUAACUGAAAAGCUCAGAGAGAUGGAGGGGCCUGACAUGAGGGAGUCGCUGAAGGACCAAAUCCGUCAGUGGUUCAUUGAGUGCUAUGAUGCAGCAGGAAGUUUCCCAGAUUACCCGGAAGAAGAAGAUGGUGGGUCUGCUUUAAUAUUUUCUGAUAAAAAUCCUGAAGAGUUAUUGGAAACAGCUUCAAAAGUGGAAGUGGAUACUAACAAAAAAGAUGUGAAGAAGGACACAGGCAAGAAAGAUAAAGGAGACGAGGAACUGGAAUCCGGUUUGAAAAUGGCCCCGUCGGCUUUCCUUUCAGAUCUCGAGAGAGGAUGUAAAACUUUCACAGAUGUCUGGCAAAACCGCAACGAGUCUCAGAACUUCAGCCAGAGGCAUGAGAUCGAACUGAUCAAAGAAGAUAAAAGGAAGGAGAUUGAGUCUGAAAUCAGGGUGCAGGUUGAUGAACUCAUGCGGCAGGAGCUGGCUACCUGGAAGCUGGCGCUGGAAAAAGGCAAGGGUGGAAAGGCUAAGGGUGCCGCCAAGAAAAAGAAAGGACCAAAAAAUGGAAAAAAGAAAAAAAAGGAGAAAGACUUGACAGCUGAUAGGACUACUGAUUCCUUGUUUCAAGAGCUCGUGGAACAAGCCUUGGUGAAGCAGCCUGAAAAUGUCAGACUGGAAGACUACUUAGGUGACUACAGCUAUCUUGGGACAACUCUCCGACAAACGGACAUUGAACCUAUGCCAUCCUUGUCAGAUUUGCGGCAGCUUAUAACUUUGUAUGCCAUCCUUCCCUUAGGUUCUCAGAAGGUGCAUGAGAAGGCUCCUCUCGUCAAGGCUAUUCUACUGGCAGGUCCAAAUGGCGUUGGCAAGAAGAUGUUGGUUCAUGCCAUCUGCCAGGAAACAGGGGCCACCCUCUUUGACUUGUCCCCUGUGAACCUGGUUGGAAAAUACCCAGGCAAGAGCGGACUGCAGAUGUUACUCCACAUGGUGUUUAAGGUUGCUAAGCUGAUGCAACCUUCUAUCAUAUGGAUUGGAGAUGCAGAGAAGAUGUUUUAUAAGAAGGUGCCAAAAGAAGAGAAAGAGCUGGACCCAACUCGUCUGAAAAAAGAUUUGCCAAAGAUGCUCAAGACUAUGAAAGGCGGAGACUGUGUUCUUAUUGUGGGCACAACUCAGUAUCCGUUCAAUGCAGAUAUUAAGUCAUUCUGCAAGCUCUAUGGCAAGAUCAUCCUCAUUCCACGACCAGAUUAUGCUUCACGAUACGUUAUGUGGAGACAGCUAAUUGAGAAGAAUGGCGGUCAGGUGACCAGCGCCUUGGACCUCAGUUCUCUGGCCAAGAUAUCCGAUGGCUACACACAGGGUCACAUGGCACAGGCAGUCCGCACAAUCCUGAGUGAGGCCCGCAAGCAGCAGCUGGCCAAGAGACCCCUCACCGCGGCCGAGUUCAUAGCCCCCCUGGCCAAGAUGGAUCCCAUCUUCAAAGAUGAAGAGGAAGCCUUUAAAAACUGGUAUGCUAAAACUCCUCUGGGAAAAAAACGAGCCAAAGCUGCCCUGGGAAAGGAAGCAGAGGAAGAGACACCAGGGAAAGCAGGCAAAGGUGGCAAGAAGAAAGGAGUGAAAUAGAACCAGUUGAGACAAUAGAUGUCAGUAAGAAGUGUGGCACCACCUCAGUUCAAUUCGCUUCCUCACU
Messenger RNA from Scleropages formosus (Asian bonytongue), 2587 nucleotides. RefSeq names its product dynein regulatory complex protein 11. Gene Ontology annotation, molecular function: ATP hydrolysis activity; ATP binding. The record is from RefSeq and is a predicted model, not a curated record. NCBI's taxonomy places the organism in Eukaryota, Metazoa, Chordata, Actinopteri, Osteoglossiformes, Osteoglossidae. The transcript has 19 exons. Bases 58 to 2520 code for a protein of 820 amino acids.